Aplysia californica (California sea hare) is the source of this 1550-nucleotide messenger RNA. Its product is annotated as aminoacyl tRNA synthase complex-interacting multifunctional protein 1. The record is from RefSeq and is a predicted model, not a curated record. NCBI's taxonomy places the organism in Eukaryota, Metazoa, Mollusca, Gastropoda, Aplysiida, Aplysiidae. Gene Ontology annotation, molecular function: tRNA binding.
UUAAUUUCCAGGAACUCCUAGUUUCAAUAUAAGACCGUGGCCUAAUUGUUCUGUGUGGCAUGAGGAGCACAGUCGCCCGGCAUUCGUCUACGACUGGCUUAACCCUGUCAGAAUCGGAAGGCUAUCUCGGAUCUGCUCAUCACGUAAUCUGAUGACGAGAACAGAAGUCCUGUAUAUAAAUAAGGGCGACUGGUAGAUCUAGCAGUGUCAUGUUUUCUCACGCAGUGAGUUCUUUGACACAGGUGAAAUCUAUCGCUAAUAUUCCGAGGAUAAUGUGUGAGCUAGGCCUAAAUACAUCAUUUGUUAUCUUUCUCUCGAUUACGGAGAGGAGAAAGACAGAUCUAAUCAGGACAACAAAGGUUCAACUGUGAUGAAAAUCUCGUCGAUGAUAACGAAACUUGAGGAGGAGAGCAGCUUUUUUUUUAUUAAAAAAAAUAAUAAUAACAUUAUCUAGUCUCCAAACACUAAAGACAAAUCUCAACUAAGGCACAGAUUCUUGCCAAAGUGAGGAAAGUGUUUAAACAUGGCCGACGACGAUAUUAUGGUUCUUUUGAAAAGUGGUCAGAGUUUGACCUGUUCUGUUUUCCCACGCAUAGAAACUCAUGGUCCAGGACUCAAAUGUGAGCCAGACGAGCAGUGCCAUGAUUCAAAAACAGGGAGAGAUGAUAAUCAAAAUCUACGCUGUUGUGAAAGGAAUGUGAGUUCUUGCAAUCAAAAUCUACACUCUUGUGAAAGAAAUAUGAGUUCUGGUGAUCAAAAUGCACAUUGCUGCUGUGAUCAAAUUGUGAGCGGCGGGGAUCAAAAAGUACUCUCUACUGACAUCGAUAUAAAAUCACGCUUUGUUGAUAAAAAAACGCUCUGCGAUGAUCCGAACAGUUCCUUUGGUGACUCGGAAAACACGAAAGAUUCCAGCCCUUCCGUAAAGGGUGGACCAGGUGAAGAGGACAGUAACUCGAGAAGUUUCGUCAUAUCGGGAGACGCAGUAACGGCUGAGAGAGUGAGCAGUCAGAGGAACACGAAGACCAGCAUGGACACGGCGAGGAAUGAGAGAGACGAAUCUCACGAAGACAAGAGGAAGAUGGAAGAGGACAGGGUGAAAGAAGAGGGAGAGAAAGAAGAGGCAGACAAUUUGAGAGCAGAAAAUGACAGGCUGAAAGCAGAAAUUUGUGCCUUGCAAAACCGCUUAAUGAUGACACAGAUGAGCAAAGGAGCUCCCAUAGACAUCGGGGUGGUUGACCUCCGGGUUGGGCGAGUGCUGACGUGUCAACCUCUGGGCGACAGUGAAAACCUGACCAUACAGCAAGUGGACAUUGGAGAGGCCACGCCCAUCUCAGUGGUCACGGGCCUCAGGAAGCACGGGGUCACUAUUGAACAGAUACAAGGUCACCUGGGUGUGUUCUUGUGCAACGUGCGCCCAAAGAAAAUCAAAGGUGUGCGCUCAGAAGCUAUUCUCAUGGUUGUGAUGUCCUGGCAGAACCGCGCGGAGCUGCUUUUUGCGCCUCGAGACUCCGAGCCCGGGGAUAAAGUUCAGGUGGAGGGAUAUACAACAG